AAUUCUUUGGAGUAAUACCAAGUGGAAAGAAACUUGUAACUGAAACAGUAAAGAAGAAUGAGAAAACAAAGUCUGAUGAAGAAACUUUAAAAGCAAAGAAAGGAAUAAAGGAAAUCAAGGUAAAUAGCUCCCGUAAAGAGGAUGACUUCAAACAGAAACAACCAAGCAAGAAAAAGAGGAUCAUCUAUGAUUCAGAUUCAGAGUCAGAGGAGACGUUGCAGGUAAAAAAUGCCAAAAAGCAACCAGAAAAACCGCCAGUAUCUUCUAAACCUGGUAAAAUUUCACGGCAGGAUCCUGUUACAUACAUUUCAGAAACAGAUGAAGAAGAUGACUUUAUGUGUAAGAAGGCGGCCUCUAAAUCAAAAGAGAAUGGAAGAUCUACAAAUAGUCAUCUUGGAACAUCAAACAUGAAAAAGAAUGAAGAAAACACUAAGACCAAGAAUAAGCCUUUAUCACCAAUAAAACUUACACCCACAUCAGUGCUUGAUUAUUUUGGAACUGGAAGUGUCCAAAGAUCUAAUAAGAAGAUGGUGGCAAGCAAAAGAAAAGAGCUUUCACAAAAUACAAAUGAGUCUGGAUUAAAUGAUGAAGCCAUCGCCAAGCAAUUACAGCUUGAUGAAGAUGCGGAGCUGGAGAGGCAGUUGCAUGAAGAUGAAGAGUUUGCCAGAACAUUAGCCAUGUUGGAUGAAGAACCCAAGACCAAAAAGGCUCGAAAGGACACAGAAGAGGGAGAAACGUUUUCAUCUGUCCAAGCCAAUUUAAGUAAAGCAGAAAAACGUAAAUAUCCUCAUAAAGUAAAAACAGAACAAUUUUCAGAUGAAAGAAAGAGCUACAGUCCUAGGAAGCAACUAAAUAUGAAAGUUCCAAAAGAACCUCAGCAACAUUCCAAGUCAUCAGCUGACAAAAUAGGAGAAGUCUCUUCUCCCAAGGCCAGUUCUAAGCUGGCAAUUAUGAAAAGAAAAGAAGAGAGCACUUAUAAAGAAAUAGAGCCGGUGGCCUCAAAAAGAAAAGAAAAUGCCGUUGAAUUGAAAGGAGAGACAAAAAACUCCAAGAAAACCAAAAGUUCUCCAGCUAAAAAAGAGUCUAUAAGUCCUGAAGAUUCUGAAAAGAAACGCACUAAUUAUCAAGCUUAUCGAAGCUACUUAAAUCGAGAAGGUCCCAAGGCUCUGGGCUCCAAAGAAAUACCAAAGGGAGCUGAAAAUUGCUUGGAAGGCCUUAUAUUUGUAAUCACAGGCGUGCUGGAGUCUAUUGAACGAGAUGAGGCCAAGUCUCUAAUUGAACGUUAUGGGGGAAAAGUGACAGGAAAUGUCAGCAAGAAAACAAAUUACCUUGUCAUGGGUCGUGAUAGUGGACAGUCCAAGAGUGAUAAGGCCGCAGCCUUGGGGACAAAAAUUAUUGAUGAAGAUGGCCUGUUGAAUCUGAUUCGAACUAUGCCAGGCAAGAAAUCCAAGUAUGAAAUAGCAGUUGAAACUGAGAUGAAGAAAGAGUCCAAACUGGAGAGAACACCCCAAAAAAAUGUUCAAGGCAAAAGAAAAAUUAGUCCAUCUAAAAAGGAAUCGGAAUCUAAAAAGAGCAAGCCGACUUCCAAAAGGGACAGUUUGGCAAAGACAAUAAAAAAGGAAACAGAUGUGUUUUGGAGAGGCCUGGAUUUCAAGGAGCAGGUGGCCGAGGAAACAAGUGGUGACAGCAAGGCUAGGAAUUUGGCUGAUGACAGCAGUGAAAACAAAGUGGAAAAUUUGCUCUGGGUGGAUAAAUAUAAGCCAACCUCGCUCAAGACCGUAAUUGGACAGCAAGGUGACCAGAGCUGUGCCAACAAACUCCUACGCUGGCUCCGAAACUGGCACAAGAGUUCUUCUGAAGAUAAAAAACACGCAGCAAAGUUUGGUAAAUUUUCCGGCAAAGAUGAUGGCUCUAGUUUUAAAGCAGCGUUGCUGUCAGGCCCUCCUGGUGUUGGCAAAACCACCACAGCUUCCCUGGUGUGUCAGGAAUUGGGAUACAGCUACGUGGAACUGAAUGCAAGUGACACCCGGAGUAAGAGCAGUUUGAAGGCGAUUGUUGCUGAGUCACUGAGCAAUACCAGCAUCAAAGGCUUUUAUUCAAAUGGAGCAGCCUCUUCAGUAAGCACGAAACAUGCUCUCAUCAUGGAUGAAGUAGAUGGCAUGGCAGGCAAUGAGGAUAGGGGAGGAAUUCAGGAAUUAAUUGGCCUGAUAAAACAUACUAAAAUUCCCAUUAUUUGUAUGUGCAAUGAUAGAAAUCAUCCCAAGAUUCGCUCUCUGGUUCAUUAUUGUUUUGAUCUUCGUUUUCAAAGACCUCGGGUUGAACAGAUUAAGGGUGCUAUGAUGUCUAUUGCAUUUAAAGAAGGUUUAAAGAUUCCCCCUCCAGCAAUGAAUGAAAUAAUUUUGGGAGCCAAUCAAGAUAUCAGACAGGUUUUACAUAAUCUGAGUAUGUGGUGUGCACGAAGUAAAGCAUUAACCUAUGACCAGGCCAAAGCUGAUUCUCACAGAGCCAAAAAGGAUAUCAAAAUGGGCCCAUUUGAUGUUGCCCGGAAGGUGUUUGCAGCUGGAGAGGAGACUGCUCACAUGUCACUUAUGGACAAGUCAGAUCUCUUUUUUCAUGAUUAUUCAAUAGCACCCCUCUUUGUCCAGGAAAAUUACAUACAUGUGAAGCCUGUAGCAGCAGGGGGCGACAUGAAAAAGCACUUGAUGCUUUUAAGCAGAGCAGCAGACAGCAUAUGUGAUGGUGACUUAGUGGACAGCCAGAUCCGGAGUAAGCAAAACUGGAGUCUUCUGCCUACGCAGGCCAUUUAUGCCAGUGUUCUUCCUGGAGAGUUGAUGAGAGGGUUCAUGACCCAGUUUCCCACCUUCCCGAGCUGGCUGGGGAAGCACUCGUCUACAGGCAAACACGAUCGUAUUGUUCAGGACCUGGCCUUGCAUAUGAGUCUCAGAACUUACUCCAGCAAAAGGACUGUAAACAUGGAUUAUCUGUCACAUCUAAGGGAUGCACUUGUACAGCCCUUGACCUCACAAGGAGUCGACGGGGUACAGGAUGUUGUUGCACUUAUGGACACAUAUUAUUUGAUGAAAGAAGACUUUGAGAAUAUCAUGGAAAUUAGCAGCUGGGGUGGCAAACCUAGUCCCUUUUCAAAGCUGGAUCCCAAGGUGAAAGCAGCCUUCACAAGAGCUUACAAUAAGGAAGCCCACCUUACUCCAUAUUCACUUCAAGCUAUAAAGGCAUCUAGACACAGCACAAGCCCAUCCCUGGAUUCGGAAUACAAUGAAGAGUUAAAUGAAGAUGACUCUCAAUCUGAUGAGAAAGACCAAGAUGCUAUAGAAACUGAUGCCAUGAUCAAGGUAGUAUUUUAA
Cercocebus atys (sooty mangabey) is the source of this 3362-nucleotide messenger RNA. RefSeq names its product replication factor C (activator 1) 1, 145kDa (gene RFC1). Gene Ontology annotation, biological process: DNA repair; DNA replication. Lineage: Eukaryota; Metazoa; Chordata; Mammalia; Primates; Cercopithecidae. The record is from RefSeq and is a predicted model, not a curated record. Gene Ontology annotation, molecular function: DNA clamp unloader activity; DNA binding; ATP hydrolysis activity. Gene Ontology annotation, cellular component: DNA replication factor C complex; nucleus.